UAAAACGUGCAAUCUAAAAAAUACCUCAGCGACGGUAUAAUCCGAGAAACAGCCAGAAUGGUCGCCGACGCCCUCAUUUACCACCCGAGCGUGUCGCAUUACUUGAAGUUCAUUGCGACGACCGUCGGACGCGACAAGCUCCUCCGCACGCUGCAAUACUUCUCCCGCUUCUACGCAUGGUACCUCUACCGCAUGAACAGCCCGCAAACCGCCAUCACACCCUUUGAAGCGACGAAGAAGCAGUUCGGCGCGGCGCGCAAACUGCUCCGCGUGGGCAAAUUCGUCGAGCACUUCAAGGCGGCGGCGGUCGCGAGCGAUGCCAAGGGUGUCGACCCCGUGCUGAAGUUCCUGACCGUAGGGAGACAGUUGGGAUACGCCAUGUACAUGGUGAUGGACAACGCCUGCGUGCUCGACUCUACCUCGAUCCGCAAGUUCUCCACCGCGCCCCGUCUCUCCCGCGAAGCUACGCGUGCCUGGUUCACCGGCCUGUCCUUCAGCAUCGCCUCGUCGCUGUACUCGCUGUACAACCUGCAGACGCGCGCUCAGACCAUCACCUCGUCGGGCGACCCCGAGAAGGUCGUCGAGAAGAAGAAGGUCGACAAGGAGAUGGAUGCGCUGAAGGUACAGCUCGUUAGCGAUGUUUGCGACAUCAUGAUUCCGAGCACGGCUCUGGGAUGGAUUGGCUUGGACGAGGGGUUCGUGGGGCUCGCGGGUACGACGAGUAGUUUGAUCGGUGUUUGGAGCCAGUGGAAGAAGACGGCUUAAGUGGGGUGGUGUGUGCAAGGGGGCAGGGAAGGUGGUGGAGUGUGCUGUGUGGAGUGGUUGUGUUAAGUUUUUUUGUAUCUGGCUC
Dothidotthia symphoricarpi CBS 119687 is the source of this 850-nucleotide messenger RNA. Its product is annotated as peroxisomal biogenesis factor 11. Gene Ontology annotation, biological process: regulation of peroxisome size; peroxisome fission. The transcript has 3 exons. Gene Ontology annotation, cellular component: peroxisomal membrane. NCBI's taxonomy places the organism in Eukaryota, Fungi, Ascomycota, Dothideomycetes, Pleosporales, Dothidotthiaceae. The record is from RefSeq and is a predicted model, not a curated record. The coding region runs from base 58 to 765 and encodes 235 amino acids.